AUGAAGAUUGUUCCAGGGGAGUCUGGUGAUGAACUCAAUCGACAGUUCGGCCAGGGCGAGGCGUGGAGUGGUCAGGAGAUUGGACCGCGGAACCUCGUCGAGGGUGGACUGGACUGGGGGGGGCCUGAUGGAGACGAUGGUGCUGGGGAACAGCUCCCUGUUGGUCUCUCGGCCGACAGGGUCGUGGGACCCCUGAAGCGUCUGGGAUACUGCAUCCUACCGAAGGCUGGGAUGGCUAGGCACCUUGUCUGCAUACCGAUGGGGCCGCUCUGUAUGGACGAGGCCGGAGUGCGGAAGAGAGGCUUGCGACAGGACUCGUACAAGUGUGACGGACAAGGCUACAAACAUGUGCGAGCCAUGCAACCGCAUUUAAGCGUGAUGCAACCUGCAGCUGCUGCAAGAGCGUGCGAUGCGAUGCCUGAGCUGCAGGAACGCGACCUCCGCGGCGCUGAAGACGGCGUGUCUCGUUUUGGCCGUGCAGCUGAAGAUGAAGAUCCCAAGACGCUGGAGCUAAGGCCGAUCGAUAAAUGGGCGAUGGAUUCUGGCGAUGGCCGUUGUGAGGGCGGUGCGGCACCCGCGACAGCAAACACUGACGAGGAGAAAUUCCACGUUGUUGAAGGAUUUGUGCUUGUCCUGUUCGGGCACUUGAAUCUGCAUCAGGACUAUCUGUACCUGCACCUGUACCGUACCAGCCGGGGAAAUACAGCGAGCCCCGUCCACGCGUCGGAGAGGCCAGACGGCAAGGAUCUGCGUGGCGCUACUGAGCAGUGGCCCAAUCCGAAGCGUCGGGUCGGCGAUGCAGGAGCACUGAGCAAACUCUUACCCUGGGCGAAGGGGGAACAAAUCGGUGUGCAGUACGGAGUACCUGUACCUGUGCCUGUCUUGUGCGGCGUCGUAUCGAAUGUGCUAGUGACGUACGAGCCCACGAGAACGGCGAUAACAAUCCAGCAACACAACAUCAAAUUGAUGCAAUCUGGUCGCAAGCACCGAUACGGCCAACUAGCUCUUACCAAGCAGGGGCCGCUGUCGAAUCGAGAGGCUGCCCUACGAGUACCGCACCAGCACCAGCACCAGCACCAGCACCAGCACCAGACGGACAGGACAGGACAGGACAUGGCAUCCAAUGGGUGGGGGCGACAGACACGAAAAAAAAACUCGCUCGAGAUUGCCUGCCAGGGACGCCCAUGUCACGCCUUGCCUAGCUCUCGAGCAUCAAGAAACAACAAAGGCGACGGUGCCAGGACUCGCUCGCCCCCCGCCAAAACGCUCUUGAUCAGCAGGGAUUGGCUCUCCGGGCCGGACAGCAGUCGUGAAACGUCUGGCUCGAGGCCUAGUCUGCUCCUGGCACACGAGCAUGGCCCCCCGUCCGGCCGUGCUCCAACAAGCCCGACACAAGGUCCACGAUGGGCAGCCGUCCUGUCGAAACGGGAAAGCCAGCCACUGUUUGUCAGUUGUGAUCGCUGCUCAGAAAAAGAGGCGACAGGCUCCGGCGUCUCAUUCGGAGCAGCGAGAACCAUCAAGUCCCGGGCCAAUUGCUACUCUACGGGCUCAUACCUGCUCUUAUACGGCUCCGAACUGACGGAUUUUCUCCCACUUCCUGCUCUGGUUUCGUCGGUUACAUACACACUUGUACGAAGCAAAAGGAUGGAGCAUGAAGCCAAGACGGUCAGCGGUCCAUGGACGAGGGAUGGAGCCGUUCCGGGCCAUGGUCCAUGGCCCAGCAUCUCCAUCAUGCCGACGGUUAGUACCUGCAACAGCGGCAUGCCAGUGACCGCUGCCCGAUUGCUUGCGUACGAUAUGAGUACGAGUAGGUACUCGUACUUGUCGCAGACUCAGAGCAAAAGCCCGUGCGUGCUCGUGGCGGCCCAAGCUGCCGGAAGGAUGCCGUUCUAUAUUUGCUCUGUGGCUGCUGCAGGCACGCUGGAGGCUUCCGACGAUACGAAGAUGGACGCUCGCUUUCGAUACAUCUCGGCACCAGAUUUACGCGUCCACGAUACUACCGUGCCCCGUGGUCUCGUUCCGGAGGAGGAGGGCAACACAAAGCAAUGA
Messenger RNA from Trichoderma aggressivum f. europaeum, 2049 nucleotides. RefSeq lists its product as uncharacterized. The transcript is spliced from 10 exons. The record is from RefSeq and is a predicted model, not a curated record. The coding region runs from base 1 to 2049 and encodes 682 amino acids. NCBI's taxonomy places the organism in Eukaryota, Fungi, Ascomycota, Sordariomycetes, Hypocreales, Hypocreaceae.